Pelagomonas calceolata is the source of this 1946-nucleotide messenger RNA. The record is from the annotation of a GenBank genome assembly. Lineage: Eukaryota; Pelagophyceae; Pelagomonadales; Pelagomonadaceae.
GGAUCUCCUGUAGCGGUGCUUUACGUGUAAUUUACGCGUGUUUUCCACGUAAACUGCACCCUAGGUCGCGCGUUGCGGGUACUGCGCGCGCAAGUGUUUUUAGCUAAAUUCAAGUGUUCAAGUUUGGGCGAGAGUGUUUGGGAUGUUUUGGUAAGUGUCUGGAGGCAUCUCGGAGCCUGAGGCCCCGGCCCGGGGCCGGGGGAGGAGCAAACAUUUGCUAAGUGUUUCUCGUCCACCCUGACUCGGAAUGCCAGUGGGCCUAUUCAAGUUCACUGGCAUUCAAGUCACUCAGGCUCAGGCUCCGAGUCAGUGCCAGUGACGGUUGCCAUCUUGAAGUCACGCCGGUUCAACUUGAAGUUGCCCGGGCCGCGGCCAGCCUGAGGCUUGCCAGGACGCCUACGGUCAACCCGCAUCGAGUGGCGUAUAAUAUAGCUGUUGUGGCUUAGGUUUGAAGUGUGCCUGUGAUCAUGUAUACGUAUGCCAGCGGCGGCUGACGUAGGCAUAUUAUUAUCGGUAGGUACCGUAGGUACGGUAUCAGAACUUGUAAAAUCGUUUUGAAGCAAUUAUUUCCGUGAUUACCGAUGAGACUAUUUCAGGCUAUCGAUAUGGUAGAGAUUAAGUCUUCGUUGGGUCUCCAACAAGUCAUUUUCUACCAGGGAAUGUGUGCCUUUGUUUUUAAAAAAAAGCCUGCUGAUAGAUCAAAGUAGGUUCUCGUUGCUUUACUUUGCUAUAUGUGGUGGCUGUCUCCUGAACAAGUUACAGAACUACAAGUUCCAAAAUAGCAUCUUAUUCAUUUUGACAUUGCCCAUAUUUUCACUGUGGUGUUGUAUUGAAAUUGUUAGAAUAGGACUUGGAUAUAUUGGAAAUCUCUUGGAAAAAGUCCCGAUGAUAUCUGCAUUCUUGCUUCUCACUAUAUUCCCACAGCUUGUUGCGAUAUUAUUUCUCACAUUUCUCCAAGAUCCGGUAUAAAAUACAUUGAUUUAAAUUUUCUAGACCCAAAAAUUGCGAAUUAGGUGUUCCCCUUUGAUACUGCGGCAGGUUCAAUGAUGAUACUAUUCCUACUUUCUGAGCUGUAUGUUGGAAGGCUUACCUUUAAAACUCUUAUCGAACGUCAGACAGCACAAUUCUUUCGACUGUGUCAAGAGGAAGAAAUGGAACGCAUACUCAACACCACCUUUGUCAACCGUCCAUCAGCUGGCCGAGGUCGAUAGGUACUUUUGCUUAUCUUAAGGCAAUAGGCCUAGUAUACCAAGUCAGCGAGUCGGGAAUCACCCGUUUCAUUGACAUGGUCUCAGAUCGCAGACGUGCCACGCGAGGCCGGGGAACGUUAGAGGGUCUGGUACGGCGCGCUGAUCCGAUGACAAGGCUGAGGCGCGACUGAGGCGUCGCCACUGCCCGUCCCCUGAGAAAAAGGUGUGCAAGGGACCCACGAUAUGGGCUCCCGCAAAUUAACACUGUUGAUAAGUACCAAGGCUUCAAAAUGAUUACGUCCUGCUGUUAUUCGUCCGUACUAAGCAUUUUGGUCACCUUCUUGAUGUACGUCGCAUUGUGGUGGCAAUGUCCCGCGCGAGACUAGGCGUGUACGUCUUGGGCCGCCUGUUCACCUUAAAAUCUUGCAUGCAGCGAAGUUUUUGUAGCCAGUCUGGCCACAACGUCCACGAUCCACCAGGAAAUUUGGUCUUUUCAUCGAUGGACCUAUAGAGAUGGGCAUCCUUGUCAGUCAACUCGCUAGUCGCCAUUCAAUUUUGUAGUGGCUUCCGGGGUUUACUCCCCCCGCCACCAUAGUCAAUUCCAGUCGGGGUUUGGGAGGGGUCACUGACGGCAGUCCUGGCCACUGGCAGACUCCAGGCCGGGGGGGCAUCUAGCAGUCCUUCGAGUUCAAGUUGCCGUUUCCGGGUAGUACCUACGGUAACUAGACUGCAGGAGUGCAAGAAAUAUGAAGAAAU